This is a messenger RNA of Carassius carassius (crucian carp), 1065 nucleotides long. RefSeq lists its product as uncharacterized. Gene Ontology annotation, molecular function: serine-type endopeptidase activity. The coding region runs from base 107 to 1045 and encodes 312 amino acids. The record is from RefSeq and is a predicted model, not a curated record. The transcript is spliced from 6 exons. Gene Ontology annotation, biological process: proteolysis. NCBI's taxonomy places the organism in Eukaryota, Metazoa, Chordata, Actinopteri, Cypriniformes, Cyprinidae.
GUAAACUAAACAGGGUCUUGCUGAAUGCGGCAGCACUUGCUUUACUUGUCAUUAGACAUUUCUCAGUAAAGGAAACAGCAAACAUUACACAGAAAAUUUCACGAGGAUGACGUUGUGUAAAGCUGUGUGUUUUGCAGGAGCUAUACUUCUUAAUAUAACAGGCUCACUUUGUCAGCUAGAUGUGUGUGGUCAGGCUCCUCUCAACACCAAGAUUGUUGGAGGACAAGCUGCAGUUCAGGGGUCUUGGCCUUGGCAAGCAAGCCUUCACAGAAUUACGUCUGGAAGUCAUUUCUGUGGUGGGAGUCUGAUCAAUAAAGACUGGGUUAUGUCUGCAGCUCACUGCUUCCAGAGCACCGCUGCAUCUAAUGUAAAAAUCUACCUCGGCCGUCAGCUCCAAACGGGCUCAAACCCGAAUGAGAUCUCCAGGAAAGUGACUCGGGUCAUCACCCAUCCCAUCUAUAGCUCAACUACCCAAAACAACGACAUAGCACUGCUGCAGCUCUCCUCUUCUGUGACGUUCACUGAUUAUAUUAGGCCAGUCUGUCUGGCGGCUGUUGGCAGUUUAUUUGGUGGAGGUACUAAGAGUUGGAUCACUGGAUGGGGCAAACUCAAUUUUGCAGACACCCAGAUUCCAAACAUACUGCAAGAGGUGCAGAUACCAAUUGUAAACAACAGUGAAUGUAGUAAGGUCUACGGAGCAGUCAUUACAAACAACAUGCUGUGCGCUGGACUAAAUGAGGGCGGAAAAGAUUCAUGUCAGGGAGACUCUGGAGGUCCAAUGGUGAAUAAAAACAAUUCCCAGUGGAUUCAGUCUGGGAUUGUGAGUUUCGGUCGAGAGUGUGGGAUACCCAAGUUCCCCGGUGUUUAUACCAGAGUGUCUCAAUACCAGUCUUGGAUCAGCUCUCAAAUAAGCAGCGAUCUACCAGGAUUCGUCUCAUUCACCUCCACUGAAUCAAGCUCAGGCGCACCCAGUCUCCUCUUAUUUUCCCUUUCUCUCACAUCAUCAGUCAUUUCUCUGAUUUUCUCCUUAUUUCUAUUUUCUUGAUUUUUUUAUUAUUUCAUUUU